UCCAGUUCAUCUGACAUCCAGCUCCCGCGUUUGAGCAGUCAAAACAUACCUACCAGACAGACAGUGAACAGGCAAUUCCCGUAUUCGCGUUACGAGUUUCAAGUUUAAGCUCAGACUCAGACUCAGAUUCAGACUUGAGGCGCUGACUCAAAAACGAGGAGACUCAGUGCUAAACGGCAACGCGACGCGAGUGGACGAGUUUCUGUCUAGCUGAGAUUUAUUAAUAAGCCAAGCCUAAAGUAUUCGAAAGAAAAAACAAAAACGCAAAGAGUGAGACACGGGCGGAAACCAGAUAGAGCUACAAAAUGUUUACCAAAUUCGUAGCACCUUGCUUGCUGCUGCUGCUGUUGCAAGUUACAUUGAGCCCUGCACAGCUGAUUACGCUAAAAGAUGGCAAGGUAGGCGUCAACUUUGCCGGCUACCAUGCGGAUGCCGGUUUAGGCGGCCUUCUAACGGGUAACUCUGCCCACGGCGGACUCAGCGCAUCGGCGGGCACUCCAUGGGGAUCGCGUGCUGCCGCCGGUCUCGGCGGUGGUCUUAACGGACGCACAGCUGGCGGCGCAUAUGCCGCAGCCCAGGCCAAUGAUGAGGUGGGCGCCAGCGCUGUGCUGGGCGGCAGCGUUGGGGAACACGGUUACAUCGGCGCUGAGUCCCAUCGGCCGGGCAAAACUUCCGGCUCCUCUGCUCAGAUCACACCACAACAUUUGACCGCAGCGCCUGUACCAUUGGAUGAUCAACCAGCUGUGCUGCCCACUCGAGCCACGUAUGUGCAGCGUGUCAAGCCGCCAAAGAAGUAUUCGCUGAUUGCCCCAAGCCACUCAUCGGCCAAGACGGUGGCCACAUCCAAGACCUAUGUACAGAGACCACAAGUCCAAAAGCACGUCGUUGCGCCUCAGGUUCAGGGCAAUGUCGUUGGCAGCGCACUCGAGAUUCCCAUCGGCAUUUUGCGCUCCCUGCAGGUGAGCCUCGGCAACUUGGCCGGCGGCGGCGUUCAGCAGGUUCAACAGGCCCCCGUUCUACCCUAUCAGGGCUAGGUGCUAUGCCCCUUAAAGUCUAUUUGUGUAUGUUUCUUAAGCUUAUACUCAAUAACACAUUAUAAAACGAAAAUAAACGAACAAUACUAAUAUAACAGUAUAA
This is a messenger RNA of Drosophila albomicans, 1137 nucleotides long. RefSeq lists its product as uncharacterized. NCBI's taxonomy places the organism in Eukaryota, Metazoa, Arthropoda, Insecta, Diptera, Drosophilidae. The transcript is spliced from 6 exons. Bases 306 to 1034 code for a protein of 242 amino acids. The record is from RefSeq and is a predicted model, not a curated record.